CGUGUCAACUUGGUUAGGCCAUGUGUGGUUGCCCUUCAUUUUGUGAUUUUCUUAUGUGUUAUAAAUCAUAAUCUUUGCCUAUGGUUAAAAAGUAUUAGGGUGGGAUGUAACACUGUUACCAGGUCACAUCCCUGAUCUAGUAUAAAGGGAGUUUCCCUGGGAUGUGGCUUGCACCACCUUUUGUCUCUCAAGAGAUAAAAAGGAAAGAGAAGCAAGCAGAGAGUUGGGGACCUUAUACCACCAAGAAAGCAGUGCUGGAAGCAGAGCGCGUCCUUUGGACCCGGAGUCCCUGCGCAGAGAAGCUCCUAGUCUGGGGGAAGAUUGAUGAGAAGGCUGACAGAGAGAGAAAGCCUUCCCCUGGAGCUGACAUCCUGAGUUUGGACUUGUAACCUACUAGACUGUGAGAGAAUAAACUUCUCUUUGUUAAAGCCAUCCACUUGUGGUAUUUCUGUUAUAGCAGCACUAGAUGACUAAGACACUAAAAAAAAAAAAAAAAAGACAGUAGCCAAGCCUUUUUUUCUAGUCAGCUUCAUUGAGGUAUAAUUUACAUUCAGCAAAAUUCCCACAUUUUACAUGUACAGAUCGAUGACUUUGGACAAUUUUUACUACCACCCCAAUCAAGAUACAGAACAUUUUCAUCUCCUCAGAAAAUUCCCUCAGUGCCUUUUGUACCUCUGCACCAGGGGAGAACAGGAUAUUAGAGAAUCAUUUUCAACAUGUGAUUCAUGUCUUACAUCAUUAUCUCAUGCAGAUGUUGCCUUAGUACAGAGUUUUGUUUUUUUUUUAAACACCCCAGGACACUGUUUUUGGAACUUUUCCUUAUUCAAGAGAAAACUUUUCUUCUUAAGCUUCGUUCUCCUUCCACACAAAGUUGUUGUUAGAAGAGGAACUAAGUCAUAUUGCUUAUGUUUGCUCUUUUUUAGUCGAGCAAAAGAUGUGAUUAUACCAGCAAAGCCACCUGUCAGCUUUUUCUCCUCGAGGUCGCCGGUCCUUGACCUCUUCCAGGGGCAGCUGGACUACGCAGAGCACAUUCGCCGGGACUCGGAGGUGGUGCUGCUGUUCUUCUAUGCCCCGUGGUGUGGCCAGUCCAUCGCUGCCAGGGCAGAAAUUGAGCAAGCAGCAAGCCGGCUUUCAGACCAGGUGUUGUUUGUGGCAAUUAACUGCUGGUGGAACCAGGGGAAAUGCAGAAAACAGAAACACUUCUUUUAUUUUCCUGUAAUAUAUCUGUAUCAUCGGAGUUUUGGACCAGUCGAAUACAAAGGCCCCAUGAGUGCUGUUUACAUUGAGAAGUUUGUCCGCCGGGUGAUGAAACCACUUCUGUACAUCCCAUCUCAAUCAGAAUUGCUAGAUUUUCUCUCAAACUACGAGCAGCCUGGAGUACUCGGAUACUUUGAGUUCAAUGGCUCACCCCAACCACCUGGCUAUUUGACCUUCUUCAAAUCAGCCUUGCAUUCAUUAAAGAAAGAUUACCUAGGAACAAUACGAUUUGGGGUUAUCACAAAUAAGCAUCUUGCGAAACUGGUAUCCUUAGUACACUCUGGAAGUGUGUAUUUACAUAGACAUUUCAACACAUCACUUGUCUUUCCCAGGGAAGUCAUCAACUACACAGCCGAGAACAUCUGUAAAUGGGCCUUAGAAAACCGGGAGACACUCCUUCAAUGGCUGUGGCCACAUGGAGGCAAGAGUCUUCUACUAAAUAAUGAACUGAAGAAAGGACCAGCACUUUUUUUAUUCAUACCUUUUAAUCCCUUAGCAGAAAGUCACCCUUUGAUAGAUGAGAUCACCGAAGUGGCCUUGGAGUACAACAACUGUCAUGGGGACCAGGUAGUAGAGCGCCUCCUCCAGCACUUGCGGCGGGUGGACGUUCCGGGGUUCGAGUCGCUGGCACCUGAGGCGCCAGCCCAGCUGCCAGACCCACCACUGAUCACCACAUCACCCUGCUGUAACACUGUGGUGCUGCCCCAGUGGCACGCCAUCUCCAGGACCCACAAUGUCUGUGAGCUGUGUGUCAACCAGACCGCCGGGGGCAUCAGGCCCAGCUCAGUCAGCAUGCCACAGUGCAGCUUUUUCGAGAUGGCAGCAGCUCUAGAUUCCUUCUACCUCAAGGAGCAGACAUUUUAUCACGUGGCAUCAGACAGCAUAGAAUGCAGCAAUUUUUUAAGCUCUUAUAGUCCUUUCAGCUACUACACUGCAUGUUGCAGGACCGUAAACAGGGGUGUGACGGGCUUCACUGAUUCUGAACAAGAGGUCUUUGAAACCCCAGCCCUUGCAUUCUCUUCCCUGGAGAAGAAAUGUGAGGCUGCUUCCCCGAGCUCCGUUCCUCACAUUGAGGAUAACCGGUUCCUCUUUCCUGAAGUGGACAUGGAUAGCACAGACUUCACAGGUCUAAGCUGCAGAACCAACAAGACCCUGAACAUCUACCUUUUGGACUCAAAUUUAUUUUGGUUAUAUGCAGAGAGGCUGGGCGCCCCAAGCGUCACACGCGUGAAAGAAUUUGCUGCAAUUGUGGAUGUGAAAGAAGAGUCUCACUAUAUCUUGGACCCCAAACAAGCCCUUAUGAAGUUCACCCUAGAGUCUUUUAUUCAAAACUUCAGCGUUCUCUACAGUCCCUUAAAAAGGCAUCUUAUUGGAAGUGACUCUGCCCAGUUCCCUUCUCAGCAUUUAAUCACUGAAGUGACAACUGAUACCUUUUGGGAAGUAGUCCUCCAAAAACAGGAUGUUUUGCUGCUUUAUUAUGCACAGUGGUGCGGCUUCUGUCCAUCCCUCAAUCACGUCUUUAUCCAGCUAGCUCGUCUCCUGCCAGCGGACACAUUCACUGUGGCAAGGAUUGAUGUAGCUCAGAAUGAUCUUCCUUGGGAAUUUAUGGUUGACCGUCUCCCUACUGUGUUAUUUUUUCCCUGCAACAGAAAGGACCUAAGUGUGAAAUAUCCCGAAGACCUUCCCAUCACCCUCCCGAAUCUGCUUAAGUUCAUCUUGCAUCACUCAAACCCUGCUCCCACCCCCCAGAACCUGGCAAACCCACCUACCAAAGAAUGUCUGCAGAGUGAGGCCGACGUGCAGCAGGGGCACAUAUCCCACCUGGAGCGAGAGAUCCAGAAGCUGCGGGCGGAAAUCAGCGCCCUCCACCGCGCGCAGGUGCAGGUGGAGGCCCAACUGUCCAGCGCCCGCAGGGACGAGCACCGGCUGCUGAGGCAGAAGCAGACCCUGGAGAAGCAGCACAGCCUGCUCCGGUUGCACAGCGAGCAACUGCAGGCUCUGUACGAGCAGAAGACCGGUGAGCUUGAGGAGGUGGCCCACAAGCUCCAGGAGCUGGCCGACGCCUCUGAGAACCUCCUCACUGAGAACACGUGGCUCAAGAUCCUGGUGGCGACCAUGGAGAGGAAACUAGAGGACAAGGACGCAGGCGAGAUGCUCACCUCCCUGAAGGAGGCGCACUCCAACCACCCUGAGCCUGCAGGGGCGCCCCGCUUACCUGGCAGCACCCCUCCGCCCUCCAACGGUAGUGCCACACUGGCAUCCGAAAGGAAUAACGAGAACAGGACAGACUAACUUUUAAAAUGACAUGAAGAAAUCAGAGGGGAAAACUGUAUAUUGGGAAUAUAUUUAUGCAAAUUUUAUUGAAAUUUAUUGUAAAUAAAGAUUUUCUCAGUGGUCUAGAAAAUCAGCUUGA
This is a messenger RNA of Loxodonta africana (African savanna elephant), 3670 nucleotides long. RefSeq names its product thioredoxin domain containing 11 (gene TXNDC11). The record is from RefSeq and is a predicted model, not a curated record. The coding region runs from base 574 to 3549 and encodes 991 amino acids. The transcript has 11 exons. NCBI's taxonomy places the organism in Eukaryota, Metazoa, Chordata, Mammalia, Proboscidea, Elephantidae.